Messenger RNA from Penicillium crustosum, 1020 nucleotides. RefSeq lists its product as uncharacterized. The transcript has 5 exons. The coding region runs from base 1 to 1020 and encodes 339 amino acids. Gene Ontology annotation, molecular function: oxidoreductase activity. NCBI's taxonomy places the organism in Eukaryota, Fungi, Ascomycota, Eurotiomycetes, Eurotiales, Aspergillaceae. The record is from RefSeq and is a predicted model, not a curated record.
AUGACCAUCCUAGCUAGCCCCAAGACCCAUAUGGCGAUGGUGUACGACCAGCCUGGCAAGGUGUCUAUCAAACGUAUCUCAAUAGAGACACCAGAGCCAGGAGCUGGACAAGUGUUGGUUCGAUUAACUCAUACUGGAGUGUGUCAUUCAGACCACGGCUUGAUGACCAAUGCGUGGGCUCGGUAUCCGCGUCCUACUCUGGCUGGCCAGAUUGGUGGCCAUGAGGGUGUUGGCUAUGUCGUUCGGUUGGGCACUGGACUGGAAGGCAGUAGCAUCAUGCUUGGAACACGUGUUGGUGUCAAAUUUGUCCACAAUAUAUCUGGCUAUUAUACUCCCGGAACAUUCCAGGAGUAUUGUUUGGCACCUGCAAAUUACGUGACCCCUAUUCCAGAUGAAGUACAAUCUCACCUAGCCGCCCCGCUACUCUGUGCUGGACUCUCUGCAUACAGUGCAUUGAAGAAAGCUCGGGUUUCUCCGGGUGACUGGGUGGUUGUUUUUGGCGCUGGCGGCGGGGUUGGACAUUUGGUCUGUCAGAUGGCUGCGCGGGUCUUUUCUCUGCGGGUUAUUGGAAUCGAUUUCAAAGAAAAAGAAACCCUUGUACGAAGCUGCGGAGUGGAGACAUACUUGGCUUUGGAAGAAACCAAAAGCCUUGUGAAUUCAGUAAAGGCGGAGACAAACGAACUUGGCGCUGCGGCAGCUCUUGUUUGUACGGGGGAGGACUCGGCAUACUCUCAAGCCCUCGACAUGUUGCGGUUCAAUGGGGUCCUAGUUGUUGUCGGAGUGCAGGAGGGCAAGGAAAGGCCCAUUGAAAAUGCGUGCCCAAAUGCAUUUUUGUUCAAUCAAAGCAUGAUUGUUGGCUCAUCAGUCGGCAAUUACGGCGAAGCUGUUGAGGUCAUGAAUUUAGCCCGUCGUGGUUUGAUCCAGACCCAUGUUCAAGUCGACAAGCUGGACAAUCUUCAGGCUGUUUUCGAACUGAUGGAGAAACAGGAAAUCCGCGGGAAGGUUGUUUUGGAGAUCUAG